UUUUUUACCUCUUUUUUUGUCUUUUAUUUAAUUUCAUUUUUUUCUUGCAAUUUUAGUCAGCAUUGGUCUCUUCUCUAUAUAAAACUACUAUAUAUAGACAUGGGAGCCCCCAUCCCUUAGACCAUUGUCUCAGAUCAAGUCUUCUUCUUCUUCUCAAACCAACAUUUUUUUUUCUUCCUUCUCUCUUCCAAAGAAGAAGAUCAUUUUCCAGAAGAAGAAAACUCAUCAUCAAUCAAGCAAUUUGUACCAUAUUUUUUCCAGCUAUAUAUCAUCAAUCAAGAAAGAAAGUUGUACCAGAAAGAAAAAAAAAAUUGUUGGGUUGGAGAAAAAAUAGCUCCAAUCAUCAUCAUCAAAAAAUCAUUAAAAUGGGAAGACCACCUUGCUGUGAUAAAAUUGGAGUGAAGAAAGGUCCUUGGACUCCAGAAGAAGAUAUCAUUCUGGUUUCUUACAUUCAAGAACAUGGUCCUGGUAAUUGGAGGGCUGUUCCUACUAAUACUGGUAAACACAUAUUUUUUUUCCCUUCAUUUUGUUUAAGUUUUUUUUGGUUGGUGAGUUUCAUAAAUGUUUAGCAUUCAAUGCAUUUUUUUAAAAAAAAUUUUAUUUCCACUCAGCUUUAUCACUUCCACUUCCACUUCCACCUCCUUCUUCCCUCUUCUUAUUGUUCUUCCGCAAUUCUACUCCCAUGGAAAUUCAGAGAGAUUUUUUAGUUUUUAUACACAAGAUUUGGAUAAAUAUGUUAACCCUUUAUUCCAUUUUUUUUGGAUGUUUUUUCUUUUGGGUUUAGGUUUACUGAGAUGCAGUAAGAGCUGUCGGCUGAGAUGGACAAAUUAUCUCCGACCAGGGAUCAAACGUGGUAACUUCAGUGAACAUGAAGAGAAGAUGAUUAUCCACCUUCAAGCCCUUCUUGGCAACAGAUGGGCAGCCAUAGCUUCAUAUUUACCCCAAAGAACAGACAAUGACAUCAAGAAUUAUUGGAACACUCAUUUGAAGAAGAAGUUGAAGAAGCUUCAAGGUGGGAAUGAACAUGAUCAUGAUCAUGAUCACAGCCAUGAUUCCUCUGCUUCUUCUUCACACCAUCAUCAUCAAGAAUCAAUCCCAAAAGGACAAUGGGAAAGGAGGCUUCAAACAGAUAUUCAUAUGGCCAAACAAGCCUUAUGUGAAGCCUUAUCCCUUGACAAAUCAUCAUCCAACAACAACAACAUUAUUGACAGCAAAAUUAUGACUACUUCUUCUUCUUCUUCUUUCACAACUCUCCAAGAUUCAAAGCCGCCUUCUUCUGCUGCUUCAGCUGCUUUGAGUGUCCUAAAUCAUCAUGGUAAUCAGAAUUUUGUGAAGCCUAUUGUUCAGAGUUCUGGAAACAACCACAGUUCUACAACUUAUGCAUCAAGUGCUGAGAACAUCGCAAAAUUGCUCCAAAAUUGGAUGAAAACUCCGACAAAAUCGGCUUCCGAAAACACCCAACAGAGCUCUGAGAACAACCCUUCAGUUGUGACUGUGGGUUCCGGCGGCAGCCCGAGUGAAGGGACGGUGGUUAGUACAGGCCCGAUGACGCCGGAGGCCGGCGGCGGUGGCGGCGGUUGUUUGGACUCAUUUCUCAGCUUCAACUCCACCACCACCACAACCGCCGUCGCAAGGCGGUCUGAUGUCACGGUGGCUCAUCCGUCUGCCGCGGCCGCGGCGGUGUCGGUUGAUGAGGUCGGGAAUUAUAGGCACAACAACAACAAUAAUUACAAUCAUGAUAAUGGGUUUUUCCAGAAUAACAAUAACAAGGUCACAAAUAUGGAGGUUGGUCAGAAUAAUCAGAUUCCACCUCUGAGUUUUCUGGAGAAAUGGCUGUUGGAAGAUGCUGCUGCUGCUGCUCAAGGACAGGAAGACCUAAUGAAUAUGUCACUUGGUGAAACUGCUGAUUUGUUCUGAAGAAUUCAGGAAAUUUGGGUUAAAAAAAGUGAAUUCUUCAUAACAACUUGGUAGUUUUUUUAAAAAACAAAUUUCGGGUUUUUUUUUUUUUCUUCACCAUUAGGGACUUCAUCAAAACUAAAAAAGUACCAAAACUGAUCUUUAUGGGCUAGUUCUUUCUUACAACUUACUGUUUUUUCUAGCACAAAAGAAGAAAAAAAGGAAGAAAUAUUUAAAGAUGAUGAUCAAGCUGAAAUCUAGCUUGGGAAGAUGAUGAUCAAGAAGUGUAAAUUAAGUACCAUAUAUAUAUAUGUGUAGUGGAUAUUUGCAUAUGUAUGAAUUUUAGGAAUUAUGAAAUCCUCAACUCCCCCCUUUUACUAUCUUUUAGUCUUUCUUUUUCUUUUACCUUAGGAGAAAGAGAAGUGUUUUAGUGUACUUUUUUUGUAUCUUUGUCCAUACUUUGGUGGAUAUAAUUUCAGAAAUGAAAGUUUAGUUUCAUC
This is a messenger RNA of Oldenlandia corymbosa var. corymbosa, 2396 nucleotides long. Lineage: Eukaryota; Viridiplantae; Streptophyta; Magnoliopsida; Gentianales; Rubiaceae. The record is from the annotation of a GenBank genome assembly.